This is a messenger RNA of Humulus lupulus (European hop), 856 nucleotides long. RefSeq names its product peptidyl-prolyl cis-trans isomerase FKBP13, chloroplastic. Gene Ontology annotation, molecular function: peptidyl-prolyl cis-trans isomerase activity. Gene Ontology annotation, cellular component: chloroplast. NCBI's taxonomy places the organism in Eukaryota, Viridiplantae, Streptophyta, Magnoliopsida, Rosales, Cannabaceae. The record is from RefSeq and is a predicted model, not a curated record. The transcript is spliced from 5 exons. Bases 3 to 659 code for a protein of 218 amino acids.
AGAUGAGGUCGUUGGCAUCUUCUGUUGGUACAUGCAACCCCAAAAGGCUUAGACAUAGUUCUGGAUCAAACAGAAGACUGCCCACAUCAGAAUCUUUAUCAAAACUCAAAAUCUCAAGCCACUGCCAUGAAGACUCUUCUCUGCGACUUCAAGUAGAUGAGAAACCAAAGCCAAGAUUGUUUACUAGAAGAGAAAUAAUUGGUUUUGGCUUAUGCUCAGGCCUUUUGGGUGCACUUACUGAUUUUCAUCCUUCUGCAAACGCUGCUGAAGGAAGUGCCUGUGAUUUCACUGUUGCUCCCUCUGGUCUUGCUUUCUGUGACAAAGUUGUGGGCUAUGGCCCUGAGGCUUCAAAGGGGCAACUCAUUAAGGCACACUAUAUUGGAAAAUUGGAGAAUGGGAAAGUAUUUGACAGCAGCUAUAACCGUGGGAAGCCCCUUACAUUUCGUAUCGGUGUUGGUGAGGUUAUCAAAGGCUGGGACCAGGGUAUUCUGGGUGGAGAUGGAGUUCCUCCCAUGCUUGCUGGGGGCAAAAGGGUGUUAAAACUCCCUCCAGAACUUGGGUAUGGCGUGAGAGGUGCUGGUUGUAGAGGAGGUUCAUGUAUUAUUCCUCCAGACUCGGUUCUCAUGUUUGAUGUAGAGUUCAUUGGCAAGGCAUCAUGAGUCUUACCGUAGAAUCACCAAACAAAUCCUCAAAUCACUUUUUUCUUUUCCUUCUUUAAAAUGUGAGAGACCUUCCACUCUUCAGUGGAAUGUUUUUCUAUUGGUGAAAGAAAACAACACUAGCUUGAACUUCUCUGAUCAUCUCAUCUGAAUUGUACAAGGGUUGAUGAAGAGUUAUGCAUAAAGUGAUUCUAAUA